This is a messenger RNA of Colletotrichum godetiae, 1671 nucleotides long. Its product is annotated as family 43 glycosyl hydrolase. Gene Ontology annotation, biological process: carbohydrate metabolic process. Gene Ontology annotation, molecular function: hydrolase activity, hydrolyzing O-glycosyl compounds. NCBI's taxonomy places the organism in Eukaryota, Fungi, Ascomycota, Sordariomycetes, Glomerellales, Glomerellaceae. The transcript has a single exon. The coding region runs from base 1 to 1548 and encodes 515 amino acids. The record is from RefSeq and is a predicted model, not a curated record.
AUGAGAUCCUGGCUUCUCUCACUUGUCACAAUAGCUGCUUUAGCAGCCCCUAUUGUGGCAGAGACCUUCACCAACCCGGUCAUAUGGGAAGACCUCGCCGACAAUGAGGUUCACCGCGUCGGAGACAUCUACUACUUGACCGCAUCCACUAUGCACUACUCCCCCGGUGCUCCCAUCCUACGCUCUAAAGACUUGGUCAACUGGGAGUACGUCAGCCACUCGGUCCCGAUUCUCGACUGGAACUCGCAAUAUGACCUCGCGGAUGGGAAGAAUGCUUAUGUCAAGGGCAUCUGGGCAUCCUCUCUUCGGCACCGGGCAAGCAACGGCCUCUGGUACUUUGUAGCCUGCGUAGAGUUCUUAAAGACCUACGUCUACAUAUCACCUGACCCAGCUGGGCCAUGGACCAAAGCCGGCACCAUUGACACAUGCUACUACGAUGUUGGCUUAUUGUUUGACGACGACGAUACCCCGUACGUGGCAUAUGGAAAUACUAUGAUAUCGGUAGCGCAGCUUUCGGCCGACGGACUUUCAGAGACACGGCGAGAGACUGUGUUCCAGACGCCCAGCGACAUUGGUGCCCUCGAGGGUGCACGCAUGUACAAGCGAGACGGAAACUACUACAUCUUCCUUACGAGGCCGCCUGAUGGACAAUACGUACUAAAGUCAUCUAGCCCAUGGGGUCCGUACGAGAUCAAGGUCCUCGCCGACCGAAUUGCACUGAGCUCGAUUCCUAACGCCGGCUCGCCGCACCAGGGCAGUCUCGUAGACACCCAGAACGGAGACUGGUAUUACAUGGGCUUCACAGACAUCUAUCCCGGCGGCCGCUCUCCCGUACUCGCUCCCAUCACUUGGAGGGACGAUGGUUUCCCGUCGCUGGUGACCGUCAACGGCGCCUGGGGAGAUUACGAGUACCCGCUUCCUCGGGUAGAUGUGCCGAGCGUGCUUCGCACCGAUGAGUUUUCCGGUGCGUCUCUCGGGCCUGAGUGGGAAUGGAAUCACAACCCUGAUGUCAGUGGUUUCGAGGUCGAUAACGGACUCACGCUCCGUACCGUCACUGUGACAUCCGAUCUGUACUCAGCUCGCAACACUCUGACGCAUCGCAUUCGGGGUCCGAUUGGAACCGGCACCGUCCACCUCAAUGUUGCGAGCAUGGCCGACGGUGACCACGUUGGACUCGCAGCGUUGCGCGACAAGUCCUCUUGGAUCGGCAUCGAACGCGAAGGAGACGUGUAUUCCAUCGUCACUGUCGGGGGCUUGACCAUGAACACCGACUGGACUACGAAUUCGACAGGAGCAGUUGUAGAGCGCAGACCAUUGGAUGAUGCGAGAGACGUCUACCUGAGAAUGGUAGCUGAUAUUCGGCCCGGUGGACCUUGCAAUGUUGUUUUCAGCUACAGCGUCGAUGGACAGGAUUUCGAGACUGUCGGCGCGUCUUUCACGCUGUACAAUAAUUGGGAGUUCUUUUUGGGUUACCGAUACGGCAUUUUCAACUACGCGACAAAAGCAUUAGGUGGCUCUGCACGAGUUUCGUCUUUCACCAAUGCCUAGUUGUUGUUGCGAGUCUGGAAGCUCUUGUGUAGACUCCACUUGAAUAAGAAGAAAAAGACUAUCCGUGAGAAUGUAAAUAGCCAAACGCAAGAAACACGUAAUGUGGGAGAAAGAAGAAUCUGU